UAAAAUUAUACCAUUUUUUUUACGACUGCUGUAUUGGCCGCAAUUUGAUUUAUAUUAUUUUUUGUUCUCAAUAUUUCCAACAAAUAAAUCUGGUAGUUGCGCUUUCAGUUACCCCAAACUAAGGAUGAUUCCUGUCCUUCGAAAAGUAGCUCCAGUUUACAGUUUCUGAGGCUUCAUUUCUUAAAGCAAUGUUUUAUAGUCUUUUUGUAUGUGUUUUGUUGAUCUCAGUUGAAGUCAAAACAUCCGCAAAUGAAACUUCGUUUACUAAUGGAGUGGAUGUCGGAAAUCGCCUCUUGGAGAAACUUGAAAGUGUAUUGCCAAAAAACAUUCCACCUUCAGAUAUGAGGUCAAAUACCGUUUAUAUUUCUGUUGCGCCGAAACAAAUAUCACACGUUAACGAAAAAGAGGGUUUCUUGACAUUACAGCUGCAAAUGUCGUGCUACUAUUGGUCUCAGUCAGCAAGUUGGGAUCCCGCGGAUUUCCACAAUAAUUCAAUGAUUAUAGUACCACCGCAUACAUUUUGGAGCGCAGACAUAGUUAUACUCAAUUCCCUGGAAGUUAGAUACGAAUCAUUUGAGCGCCAGUUGGUAUAUUCUAGUGGAGCAGUUUUGUUUUGGAGCCCCCUUGUGACAGUGCGAUUGGCUUGUUCAUUUGAUGUCUCUCUCUUCCCAUUUGACAAACACUUGUGUCCAAUAGACGUUGGAUCAUGGCUUUCAACCAAUGACACGUACAAGAUAAGCUCAAACCCUCGAAAUAUAAUUGUGCCUUAUACAGAAAAUGACGAAUGGGAACUAUCGCAUUCACAAAACUCGAUUGAAAUUCUUACUCGAACCACAGUUGGAUUUGAAUCCGAUAAUUGGUAUUCGUAUAUCAGAAUGCCGUUGAAUAUCAAACGUCGCCAUCAUUUUUACCUUUUAAUUUUCGUAUUGCCGAAUGCGCUUCUCUGCUUGUUAUCAGGACUGGUUUUCUUUGUCCCUCCAGAGUCGGGCGAGAAAAUUUCCUUCGCAAUUACAAUACUUCUAGCUCAAUUUGUGUCUCUUGCAAUGAUAUCGGAUAUUCUGCCUUCAAGUUCUCGCAGCUUCCCAAAAAUUGGAUACGUAUGCGGCGGAGCGAUUGCGCAAUCAACAGUUAACUUGCUCUUAUCCGUGAUAGUCAUGAAUUGUUAUUUUUCUCGUGGUUUUACACGACCAGGAAGAAAGGUUCGAAUAAUCAUCUCGAGCAGGCUUAUGUCAGUCUUAGGGCUGACUCCCUGUCCCAAGGAGAUCUGCUUUCCCAAAAAAGACAAUUCCAGUUACACAGAGGAUGAUCAGGGAUACCCAAAUGACUUCUUCAACCAUUAUCGAUUGUAAAAUAACAACAGUCACAAGAAACACAACAACGCCUUCUCAGCGACCAGUAUCAAACAAAAGUAGCUCUAGAGCAUUCACUGAAACUGGGCAGCAAAGUAUUAUCGAAGAUGGGGAGAACAUUGGAGAUGCAGAUAAGACAACCUCGCAGAAUGCGCAGCAAACGGUUGUCCCUGAAGAACAAAAAGAUUGUGAAUUUAUGUGGUUGUUCUUUGUAAGAUUUCUGGAUCGACUGUUUUUGUGUGUUUUCAUUCUUCUCGAGGUUUCAGCGCUAGUAGCUCUAUCACUAAAUGUAUUAUUUGGUUAAUAUAAAACCGUAGCGAUAUGAUCACCUGGAUUAAUCAUGAUUUCAAGAUAUCCUUUACAAUUUUAUUUAAUAGUUUGAUUGUUUUUGUAAAAUUAUUUUACUGAAAUACGCAUGAAAAUUUUUUUUACAGAUUUAUAUGGCAUGAACGUGUUUAAUUUAGUGAGAUAAAUUCGUAUAAAGUUACAAUUUUUAUUUGAUUUCUAUCCUUCCUC
This is a messenger RNA of Symsagittifera roscoffensis, 1865 nucleotides long. Its product is annotated as acetylcholine receptor subunit beta-type acr-3-like. The record is from RefSeq and is a predicted model, not a curated record. Lineage: Eukaryota; Metazoa; Xenacoelomorpha; Acoela; Convolutidae. Gene Ontology annotation, molecular function: excitatory extracellular ligand-gated monoatomic ion channel activity; transmembrane signaling receptor activity; transmitter-gated monoatomic ion channel activity involved in regulation of postsynaptic membrane potential. Gene Ontology annotation, cellular component: synapse; neuron projection; plasma membrane. The coding region runs from base 189 to 1349 and encodes 386 amino acids. The transcript has 5 exons. Gene Ontology annotation, biological process: signal transduction; nervous system process; monoatomic ion transmembrane transport.